AUGGAUGCCGAGAUGAGCUCAAUGGCCCGUGCACAAGACACGAAGUCUGACAUUUCAGCUAUAAACAUCCUGACCUUAAACUGCUGGGGACUGAAAUAUCUCUCCAAGUAUCGAACCGAACGACUAUCCGAAAUAGGCAAUCGCAUUGCAACUUACUCCCCCCAACUCGAUGUCGUCGGCUUGCAGGAAUGUUGGACAUUUGCAGACUAUCAAGCCAUUCGAAAGAGGACCGGGUCCAUCCUUCCAUAUGGCAAGUUUUACCACUCUGGAGUUUUGGGUGGAGGCCUGGCCAUUCUAAGUCGCUGGCCCAUCAUUGAGUCGACGAUGUUCAGAUAUCCGCUCAACGGUCGACCGACAGCAUUUUUCAGAGGGGACUGGUAUGUCGGAAAAGGCGUGGCAUGUGCUCGGAUCUCAUCACCGGACGGCCUCAGCGUGGAGGUCUUCAAUACCCAUUUACACGCGCCCUAUGAAAAAGAGCCCCACGACAGCUAUAUCUGCCAUCGCACGGCUCAAGCAUGGGAGAUUGCCAAACUCAUGCGUGCCGCAUCCGAGAGGGGCAGUCUGGUCAUUGGCCUGGGAGAUUUCAACAUGGUGCCUCUGAGCUUUGCACAUAUUCUCAUUGAAAGCCGAGCUGACGUCAAAGAUGUGUGGAGGGUGGUAAAACCGGGCAGCAGCAUUGGGGCAAGUGUCGAUCCGCCGGAGAAGGAACGGAGAAAACGAAUGAACGAGGAAACCACACCAGACGUCAAUAGCAGUCUUCAGGAUCACGGUCACACCUGUGAUUCCAUUCUGAACACCUGGCGUUGGAAUAAGGCCCAUCGGAAACUUUUGGAAAAAGGUCAAGACCGAAAUAUUGCAGGCCAUGAUCCCGAUCCCAAAGCGAAGCGAUUGGAUUAUAUCUUCUUCAAUGGGGUUGGGAAAGGGUGGAAAGUGGCCGAUGUGAAGGUCUCACUCACCGAAAGGCAUCCCACAUUGUCGUGCUCGCUCAGUGACCAUUUUGCCGUGCAAACAACCGUGGAAAGGAGCCCAACUCAGCCGCCAACACCGGCAAAGAUUGAAAUUCAUGCACCACUGAACAAUCCGGCUGCCGAAGACCCGGCGCUUGAAGUGGCCGACUUUGACGACCAGGAUUUUGACGAAGCAGUCUCCCAAUCGCCCACGCAACUACACGUGGGCCAGGAUUUCUAUGUCGAUAUACUCGCCAUGAUCCACAAAUACACCCGACGAGAACGGAAACAGAGGCGGUAUCGCGUCUUACAUUUUGUCGGCUCGGCUCUCAUCUCCCUCGGUUGUUUUAUUGCGACCUGGUGGUCUCCUCGGAAUUAUAUUUCUUUCAUUUUGGUCCUGCUGAGUAGUUUGGGUCUCAUGGCGGGAACUGUAGAUGGUUUAAUUGGUGGCCUUUUCGUUGGAUGGGAGUUGAGAGCGCUGGCCGAGUUUGAGUGGGAAGUUCGAAACGCUCUGCAACUUGCAGGAGGUCCAAUCCAGCAAGAUCAAUCAUUGAGAGACUGGUAUGACUGA
Molecule: messenger RNA, 1518 nt
Organism: Rhinocladiella mackenziei CBS 650.93
Lineage: Eukaryota; Fungi; Ascomycota; Eurotiomycetes; Chaetothyriales; Herpotrichiellaceae
Exons: 1
Coding region: 1-1518 (505 amino acids)
Cellular component (GO): cytoplasm
Molecular function (GO): sphingomyelin phosphodiesterase activity
Source: RefSeq, a predicted model, not a curated record